AUGGAAAAUGCCAAAAUCAACUGUGCUAUUGUUUUGUUACUUUGUUUUUCUGUUAUUCAUCAACACGUGAGUGCUUUAGACAAAGGUAAACUUCAAGUCGACGGGGAUAUAAUUUUCGGAGGACUUUUUCCAAUGCAUGAGAAAGGUCAACAAGGCAAUAGCUGUGGAAAAAUUAAAAAAGAAAAGGGUAUACAACGUUUAGAAGCUAUGUUGUUUGCAGUUGAUAAGAUUAAUAAGGACGAUGAGUUGUUACCUGGUUUAAAUCUCGGCUUGCACGUACUGGAUACCUGUAGCUCGGACACGUACGCGCUCGAGCAGUGCAUGGAUUUCAUCAAGGCUCAAUUGACCACCAUAGACAUUACGGACUACCAUUGUGAUAAUGGAAGUACCCCGAAAUAUACCCCGGUCAAACCUGUGGCGGGAGUGAUAGGUGCGGCUUCAAGUACUGUGUCCAUCAUGGUCGCUAACAUUCUGAGGUUGUUUAAGAUUCCUCAGAUCAGUUACGCCUCCACCAGUGUCGAUUUGAGCGACAAGUCCAGAUUUGAAUAUUUUUCCAGAGUUGUGCCGCCAGAUUCUUUCCAAGCCCAGGCUAUGGUUGAUAUCGCCAAGUCAUUCGGUUGGACAUAUGUCAGUACUCUGGCCGACGAGGGAAACUAUGGGGCAAAAGGCAUUGGGGCCUUUGCUGAGAUUUCAAAGCAUCACGAUAUUUGUAUUGCCCAGCGACUGUCUAUUUCGCGUGAUUCCACAGACGAAGAUUUUGAUACUACUGUCAUGAAGCUAAUUGGUAAUGACCGAGCGAAAGCCGUAGUAAUGUUCGUCAACGAAGACAAUUCCAAGCGUCUUCUCCAGGCGUUGAUGCGCUCAAACCGAUCCGAUACACUAUGGUUCCUUGCAAGCGAUAGCUGGGGCGCUAAGGUACAUCCGGUGUUCGGACAGGAAGUAGCUGCAGUCGAUGCGGUUACUAUCCUUCCGAAGCGACACGUUAUUGAAGAAUUUGAUGACUAUUUCUUGAACCUUUCCCCCAAACACAAUAAAAAAAAUCCUUGGUUUGCUGAAUACUGGGAAACAAUUUUCAACUGUAGCAUCAGCCGAGAUUCCAAGACGAGGAAACGCUGUUCUGGCAAAGAAAACCUCCGAAGCCUAAGUGUUGGUUACGAGCAGGAGGGACUUGUACAAUUUGUCAUAGACUCUGUAUACGCAUUGGCAUAUGCGCUACAUGAGCUACUGGCAGAUAAAUGUAAAGGACAAUACAAACAUUGUAACUUAUCAGGAAAGGAAAUUCUUGCCUACAUCAGGAAUGUUACUUUUCAAGGCAUAAGCGGAGACACUGUUCGUUUUAACGAGAAGGGAGACGGUCUUGGGAAGUAUGACAUUUAUCAAUACCAAGCCCGGGACGACGGACGCUUCGAGUAUGUUUUGAUUGGAGAUUGGACAGACAGUCUUAAACUCAAUACUAGUCUGAUCAAGUGGAGCAAGGAAACAGGUGAACUUCCGAAAUCCGUUUGCAGUGAUCCGUGUCCAUUUGGCUCCACUAAACUUGAAAAGGGUGAGAGCUGCUGCUGGGCAUGCAUUCAAUGUGCGGACAACGAAUAUCUUGAAGAUGAAUUCACAUGUACGGAAUGUCCGGAAGGAUUUCACCCGAAUGUGAAUAAAACCACGUGCGUUCGACUUCCGGUAUUACAUCUCGAAUGGGACAGCUUGUGGGUGAUUCUUCCCAUUGUGUUUUCGAGUUUUGGAAUCGUGUGUACUAUCCUAGUGGUUGCUGUGUUUAUUCGUUACAACUCUACACCAGUUAUCAUGGCGUCAGGUCGGGAGCUAUGCUAUGUUCUUUUAAUUGGGAUUUCCAUGGCUUAUGGAACCUCCUUGAUCAUGCUGAUCCGACCUUCCAUAGUUCUUUGUACAUUACGGAGACUUGGAUUAGGAGUGUCGCUGUGUCUUAUAUACGCUGCCAUGUUGACGAAAACUAACAGGAUAUAUAGAAUUUUUAACAACGGUAUCAAAGCAAUGGUCAAACGACCAUCAUAUACAAGCCCUAGAUCACAGAUUUUUAUAUGUAUGAGUAUGGUGUCUGUACAGAUUGUAGGAGGACUGACGUGGCUCGGCUUUGAAAAACCAGCGACUACGUAUGAUUUUCAACAAAGUACUUUCUUAGUUCUCAAGUGCAGAGCCAGCCAAAUCGCCAUCAUCGUAUCAUUGAUGUACAAUAUACUUUUAAUCAUCAUUUGUACCGUGUACGGGAUAAAAACACGCAAGAUUCCGCAAAAUUAUAAUGAAGCUAAAUGUAUAGCAUUUACCAUGUACAGCACUUGCAUCGUCUGGCUUGCCUUCAUUCCAAUCUACUUUGGGGCGAGUAGUGACUUCAAGAUUGAAGUUACCUCCCUUUGUAUGUGUGUGAGCAUUAGUGCCACGGUCGCGCUGGUGUGUUUGUUUGCACCAAAAAUGUACAUAGUGCUACUUCAGCCACAUAAAAAUGUCCGUAAGGGGGCGUCCUGUGCCAGCAACAAACCUUCACUGUCUUCACGCCCCUGUUAUGACCGCCAAAAUUCAUUCGGAAGCUUUCCACUACCACUUCCGAAUGGAGGAAUGUUUACCAACCCAGUUCCGGUGGCUCCUCCAAACACCCAAAUGACGCAGACAACUUUUAAUGACGUAUUCAACGAUAGCUUCGACGACUUAUCAUGUGAUGAAAUUACAGCGAUGAACAACAAUGAAGAACAACAAAUGGAAGCGGAUAUAUAA
Messenger RNA from Ylistrum balloti, 2739 nucleotides. Its product is annotated as metabotropic glutamate receptor 8-like. Gene Ontology annotation, biological process: G protein-coupled glutamate receptor signaling pathway; regulation of synaptic transmission, glutamatergic. Lineage: Eukaryota; Metazoa; Mollusca; Bivalvia; Pectinida; Pectinidae. The transcript is spliced from 8 exons. The record is from RefSeq and is a predicted model, not a curated record. Gene Ontology annotation, molecular function: adenylate cyclase inhibiting G protein-coupled glutamate receptor activity. Gene Ontology annotation, cellular component: membrane. The coding region runs from base 1 to 2739 and encodes 912 amino acids.